AUGUCAAACUCCAAAUCCACUUCCGAAGAAACAGCCAAAUCGUCAUCUUGGACUUCGUUUUUAAAGUCCAUUGCUUCGUUCAAUGGAGAUUUAUCAUCUUUGACUGCACCACCUUUUAUCUUAUCCCCCACUUCAUUGGUGGAAUAUUCUCAGUAUUGGGCUGAACAUCCCGAUUUAUUUAUUGCCCCAAGUUUAAUCAAAACCACAGAAAAUCCAGCAAAAGAAGAAAUUGAAGCUAUCAAUUUACAGCAAAUGAUAGCCGUAACUAGAUGGUUUAUAUCUACAUUAAAGUCUCAAUAUUGUUCAAGAAACGAAAGCAUGGGUAGUGAAAAGAAACCUUUGAACCCGUUUUUGGGCGAGCUUUUUGUGGGAAAAUGGCAGGACGACAAGACAGGAGAAACCGACUUGGUGUCUGAACAAGUCAGCCAUCAUCCACCAGUGACUGCGUAUGCCAUUAAAAACAAGAAACACGGGAUCGUUUUACAAGGCUACAAUGGGAUUACAUCAAGCAUCUCUACUACUUCUAUAAACAUCAAGCAAUACGGACAUGCCUUGUUGAAAUAUCCAGAAAUAGAUGAAACUUUUUUAAUCACCUUGCCACCUUUGCAUAUCGAGGGUUUGAUUACAGCUGCCCCUUUUGUUGAAUUAGAAGGUACCUCAUACAUACAAGCCUCCAGUGGACAUAUUACUGUGAUUGAAUAUAGUGGACGUGGUUGGAUUUCCGGUAAGAAAAACACCUUUAAAGCAAGAAUUUACCGUGAUGCGUAUGCUAGUGCCAGUAAAGAAAAUGCCUUGGUUGCUAUUCUGGGUCAAUGGUCGGGGAAGUCAUAUAUUGGUAAAGGUUCUUCUACUCCAACUUCCAAAAAUGAAGUAUUUUACGAUGCAAGCAAAACCCCAACUCAUCACUUGCAGGUGAAGCCCAUUGAAGAGCAACACAAAUUAGAAUCUAGAAAAGCUUGGUAUAAAGUUGCAGAAGCUAUAAAGAAAUCCGAUUACAAUUUAAUUGCAACCGAGAAGACGUUGAUUGAGAACGAGCAGCGUGAAUUGAGAAAACAGGAAAAAGAGGCAGGCAUAACUUGGGAAACUAGAUGGUUUGAUAAAAUUGAUUAUUUGAACAAGGAUGCGGACACACCGGUUAAGGAUGAUUUUACAAACUUGACCAACAUUUCUAACUUGUCGAUCCACAAUGCACCUUCAGGAACUUUGAAAAACUCAAAGUACGACCAUGGUGAAGCCAAGCAUUGGCGUGUUAACUUGAAAAAGUUGGAAGAUGAAAAAGAAAUAGUCUUUUGA
Messenger RNA from Candida dubliniensis CD36, 1293 nucleotides. Its product is annotated as oxysterol-binding protein. The record is from RefSeq and is a predicted model, not a curated record. Gene Ontology annotation, biological process: endocytosis; piecemeal microautophagy of the nucleus; exocytosis. Gene Ontology annotation, cellular component: intracellular membrane-bounded organelle; membrane; cytosol. Lineage: Eukaryota; Fungi; Ascomycota; Pichiomycetes; Serinales; Debaryomycetaceae. The transcript has a single exon. Gene Ontology annotation, molecular function: oxysterol binding. Bases 1 to 1293 code for a protein of 430 amino acids.